This is a messenger RNA of Periophthalmus magnuspinnatus, 4459 nucleotides long. RefSeq names its product natural killer cell triggering receptor (gene nktr). Gene Ontology annotation, cellular component: nucleus. The record is from RefSeq and is a predicted model, not a curated record. The transcript has 17 exons. NCBI's taxonomy places the organism in Eukaryota, Metazoa, Chordata, Actinopteri, Gobiiformes, Gobiidae. Gene Ontology annotation, biological process: protein folding; protein peptidyl-prolyl isomerization. Bases 97 to 4017 code for a protein of 1306 amino acids. Gene Ontology annotation, molecular function: peptidyl-prolyl cis-trans isomerase activity.
UUCUUUUUUUUUUUUUACUAAAACUGCCACCUUUUGGUCACCACCAACUGGCUAGUUUUGUCGCUAGCUAGUUUAUAGAGAUCUCCCGGAGUCACAAUGGGGGUAAAAGACGGACCCCAGUGUUACUUUGACGUAGAGCUCAACCGGGAGCCAGUUGGCCGUAUUGUGUUCCAACUUUUUUCUGAUGUGUGCCCCAAGACAAGCAAAAACUUUCUCUGCUUGUGCACUGGUGAAAAAGGGACGGGCAGAACUACAGGAAAAAAACUUUGCUAUAAAGGGUCAACAUUUCAUAGAGUUGUUAAGAACUUUAUGAUCCAGGGCGGCGACUUCACUGACGGCACCGGCAGGGGAGGGGAAUCAAUAUAUGGUGGCUACUUUGAAGAUGAGAACUUCACUCUGAAACAUGACAGGGCCUACCUGCUCUCCAUGGCCAACCGUGGAAAAGACACCAACGGCUCUCAGUUCUUUAUCACAACCAACACAGCACCUCACCUUGAUGGAGUCCAUGUGGUUUUUGGAUCAGUCAUCUCUGGAUUUGAAGUGAUAAAAAAGAUUGAAGGUUUAAAGACAGACUCAGCAAGCAGGCCGUAUGCUGACGUCAGAGUGGUGGACUGUGGACAGCUAAUCACCAAGUCUGCAAAUGAUGUACUUGAGGAUAUAAGGAAGCAAAAAUCCAGGUCUGUUGAAUCACAUUCUCAGGGCUCUCCAUGCACUUUGUCACUGGAAUCUGAAAAUGAACAUGAUGUUAAGUCAAAAAAUCAACACAAGAUUAAGAAAACUCCCCAAAGAAGACAGCCCAAAAAAAGACGCAAAACUGCAAAGCAGAACAUUUCAGAGGAGCAAUCAAUACAAAGCACAGAGCAAGGAGAGAUUGAAGCAGAAGAUGAAAAAGAGUGCAUUAAAAGAGAGAAACUUGUAGUGCGGCCAGAAGAGAUCCCCCCGGUCCCUGAGAACCGCUUUCUUCUUCGACGAGACAAGCCCCCUAAAAAAAUUAAAACUGAGAUACCUGUAAAUGAUGAAAAUACAGUUCCGUCUGAACAGAAGCCGUCAGUGUCUAAAUCUGGAAGAAAAAUCAAAGGCAGAGGAACAAUGCGAUACCACACACCUACAAGAUCAAAAUCCCGCUCUGUGUCCAUAGAGGAGCGGGGAAGCAGUGAAACCCCUCCACAUUGGAAAGCAGAGAUGAAGAGAACCCAAGUCUAUCAGCCUCCCAGCACUGAGCGAUGGAGUAAAGGAGACAAACUUAACCAACAUACUACUAGCAGAUGGGAUGACAAAACCAACUCUGCACGAUCACAGUCACCAAAGCGAUCUCCUGCCCACAAUUAUGAACAUUUUCGCCCAAAACCCCCACUAAAGGAGAAAAAGAAGAGAAAACGCAAGAGGAAAAACAGAAAACGAAAGGCCAAGAAGAUUAAGAGCACAAAGAAACCAACACAAGAUCUUUCAGAUGGUGAGAGGCCUCCGUCUCCAGAGAGGAAAUCCAAAAGAAAGCAUUCCCCAUCUCGUUCCCGGUCCAGAUCUUCCUCAUGUCGGCACCAUUCCUCAAAGAAAAGGAGUCGGCGUUCUUCACGCUCCCUGAGAGAUUCACACUCGUAUUCCAGAUCGUAUGAGUCCAGUCGCUCCAAGUCCAGAGGAAGAUCAUACUCAAGGUCCAGAAGUCUGUCCAGAUCUCACUCCAGGUCCAGGUCUAGAUCUAGAUCUACAUCCCGCUCUUACUCUCGAUCCAGGUCCAGAUCCCAGUCCAGAUAUAGUUCCAGGUCUGUGUCCACAUCCAGAGAUAGAAGUUACUCACGGUCUCCAAGAAAAAGAAAAUCCAGUAAAACCAAAUUGUCAAAGUCUAAGAAGAGAUCUGAAAGCAAGGGAAGAUCUAGUCUGAGACUGCCCCCUGUCCCGGGACCUGAGGUUGCCCCGGUGAUCCCGCUCAGCGAAAGCCCUCCUCCUUCACGCUGGAAACCUGGACAGAAGCCGUGGAAGCCCUCCUAUGUCCACAUUGAAGAAAUAAAGGCCAAAGUAUCUCGCAAGACACUUUCAUCAUCUGGGCAAACGGCUGAUGGUGCAGAAAAGGCUCAUAGCUCUACUGCAUCAAUUGGCCUGUCUGGAAAUACCGGAGAUAGUAGGAAAGGUCGCCAAGACUCUCGUAGUUCAUCCAGAAGCAGCAGUUCCAGUCACUCGCGCAGCAGGAGUCGUAGUAGGUCUAGGUCAAGAUCCCCAAAUGUAAAUAAUAGCAGGUCAUCCUCUGAAGAGCAUUCAGGCUCAGAAAACUCGCCCCAAAAUCCCACUUUGGACAAAGAUUGGAAAAACUAUUACAGUUCAUUGAGAAGGGUACAGAAGUAUAUAUCCAUUGCCAACACAUAUUCCGGAUCUAAGAGCAGGAGUGAGAACAGCGAUAUAACAACUGAACCUAUAGACAAUGUAAACAAUGGUAAUCUAAUGGAUCAAACGUCUCUUGGGAAUUGUAUUAACAGGUCUGAAUGGGAUAGUGACAGUGACAAAGUUACCCUAAGUACUGCCCUUUCAGUGAUCCAACCAGUUGAAUCAAAUCAGGUAGUAGACCAACACUUAUCAACCAUGACCGGAUGGAAUUCUGAAAGUGACAAUGAAAACGUAAAUAUCCGGUUGUCAGCACCAUCUGAGAAAGAAGAAGGUGAGGCUAGUUCAGAGUCUGAGGAUGAAGCGCUCAAAAGGACGUCGGAGGCAGUGAAUGCUCUGGAGCGCAAAGUGGCUGCUAUGGCAUCCCCAGAUUCAGAUGCUCCAGAGAGGCACAAGAGUAAAAAGAAAUCCAAACGUAAACAUAAACACAAACGCAGAAGUGAAAAUAAAAGCAGUAAAGAUAAAGCAAAGAGGUCAAAAAGAAAACAUACAAAGAACGUUAAGGGGACUUUCCACUGGCAGCCACCAUUAGAGUUUGGAGAGGAAGAGGAGGAUGAUGAUGCUAAAAAAGAGAGAAGCAGCCCAAGGAGAGCCAAAGAUGGACCUGAAAGUUCCCCCAGCAUGGACAGAGGGAAUGACAUGUUCAGAAAGAGCCCCAGUAAAGAAAAAAAGAAGGAAAAAUCUCCACAAAUUAAUGCCCUCAAAUUACCCAGUGUCAAUGAGAAGACGGUGGCUGACAUGGAGAUUUGUACUCCAGAGCACAGCACAGAGGCAAUAUUAGACCUUGUGCCUUCAGAAAAUGGCUCUGCUUCUAAGAUUAAAUCAAAGUCCUCGGGCGUUGUGAGCAAAGAAAGCGUCUUACCUCAGCUUGAGAACAAAGAGCACAAUAGUACAGCCCCAGCAACUGCAGAGGGAAAGCAAGCUGAAACAGUGAAACCACUUGGUACUGGAAUUGCCUUGAAAUGGAAACCCUUAAAAGGAAUGUCCGCUCCCCAAAAUAUGAGUGUAGCACCUGUAACUGUAAAAACUGUCCAAAACCAAAAGAACCAAGCUUCCAGUAAACAGCACGGAGUCCGAAUGGAAAUCAAAAGCCAAAACCGUGUCAAACCUGGAUCGCUUUUCGAUGAAGUGCGUAAAACUGCACGACUUAAUCAGAGACCCAGAAACCAGGAGAGCUCAAGUGAGGAAAAAUCUCCAUUGAUAAUUCACAACAAUAGCACACGCUCCCCCAAAAAGAGCAGAAAGUCCCGGUCGGCGUCCAGUCACCGGUCCAGAUCCAGAGGGUGGUCCCACUCCUCCAGCCGGUCCCGGAGCAGGUCUCGCAGCUCCAGCUACUCCUCCAGAAGCCACAGUAGAAGUCGACGGAGAAGAGGAAGAUCACGCUCCCGCAGCAGCACAUACUGUAGUUACAGAAGUCGAACAUACAGUCGAAGUCACUCCAGAAGUCGCUCUUAUAAUCACCGGAGGAGAUCCAGGUCUGACUCCUAUGACAGUUACUCGAGUAGAAGUCGUAGCGUGAGUCGGUGGCGAAGGCGACACAGAAGUGACAGUUACAGGAGCUCAGGACGUUCCAGGUCAUACCGUUCCUCCAGCCGCAGCUCAUCCAGGAGGCGGAGUCAUAGUCGCAGCAGCCGCUACAGUUGAACCUCCUCAUGACCACACAGUCUGGACACUGUAUGCAAAGUUAUGCUCGCAUUUAUAUCUUUACUCUUUAAUACUGUACUGGACCACCCUCAGUUUUACUUUUCUUUGCUGAAUGUACUGUAAUUUACACUUCUUUACUAGUUGAAAAUUAGAUUAAAACAGACAACAGGAUGAAAUCUUGCAAGUCUGCAAGAAACUGUUCUGACAAAAUAAAUUGAUAAUUAUGUAAAUAUCUGCUUAAAAUGGUCCAAUUACAUUUUGUACCUCUUUAGUUUUAUUUUUAGUAUUGCCCCUCUGUGGAAAGGAGCUGGAUUUUAGGGGAAAGUUUACCUGAUUUUUUUUUUUUUCCCCCAUUAAAUAAUGGGGUACUUUUUACUGUUUGAAUGUAACAAAAUAUUAAACUCCUGUGAAUGUUAAUUCAAUAAAUAUGUUUUAUCCUGAA